This is a messenger RNA of Dreissena polymorpha, 506 nucleotides long. RefSeq lists its product as uncharacterized. The record is from RefSeq and is a predicted model, not a curated record. The transcript has 4 exons. Lineage: Eukaryota; Metazoa; Mollusca; Bivalvia; Myida; Dreissenidae. The coding region runs from base 1 to 447 and encodes 148 amino acids.
AUGUCGCAUGUGAACAGCAAGUCCCAACAGUCAGAUGUUUCGUGUAACUAUGUGGUGUUGUUUCUCGAACUUACAAGUUUAAAUCUAUUUUCUCAUGUGGACGUAGUAGACCAAACAGUCGUCAGGGAAACUCAACAAGUGUCCUCGCAGACAGGACCCAGACUCAGCCGUCUGCAGAGAUUGCUGAUUAUUUCAAACAACGAUCAUCACCAUAGUUCUGAGUUUGCCUUGACAACGGAUGACAAGGAGAGCAAAAACCUCCUGAAGUCACCACUAAUUCAGAACAAGGAUCCUGAUAAUAACGUCGUGCUUGACCAACCACAUCUGGCAUUACAGUCAAGUCAGUUGUCCAUGUCAGUUGAAACACAUGGCGGAAGCAAAGAACCAACCCAACAUUUAAGGUUGAACCACACCUUACAACAUCUCAACAGGAUCUGUGAGAGGUAAACCCUCCCUACAGCGCCGUAUCCAUGACGAGGAAGUCCUCCAAUUGCCCCAGUUCGUAC